Molecule: messenger RNA, 1188 nt
Organism: Physeter macrocephalus (sperm whale)
Lineage: Eukaryota; Metazoa; Chordata; Mammalia; Artiodactyla; Physeteridae
Gene: SNCA
Product: synuclein alpha
Exons: 7
Coding region: 181-603 (140 amino acids)
Biological process (GO): chemical synaptic transmission; synaptic vesicle endocytosis; synapse organization
Cellular component (GO): cytoplasm; axon terminus; neuronal cell body
Molecular function (GO): cuprous ion binding
Source: RefSeq, a predicted model, not a curated record
CAGCUGUUUUCCCUCCAGCUCUGAAAGGUGAAACUGUGUUAAGCAACGCAAAAAUUGUCUUGAAACCCGUGCGAGUGUCUGCCUGUGUGUCUGUGUGUGGGAUGCGGUAGGUAGCGUGUCAGCACCGAGGACAACGGGAAUCAGAAGUCGGAAAGUGCGGUGUAAAGGAAUUCAUUAGCCAUGGAUGUAUUCAUGAAAGGACUUUCAAAGGCCAAGGAGGGAGUGGUGGCCGCUGCUGAAAAAACCAAGCAGGGUGUAGCAGAAGCAGCGGAAAAGACAAAAGAGGGUGUUCUCUACGUAGGAUCCAAAACUAAGGAAGGAGUGGUUCAUGGUGUGACAACAGUGGCUGAGAAGACCAAAGAGCAAGUGACAAAUGUUGGAGAGGCGGUGGUGACAGGGGUGACUGCGGUAGCACAGAAGACGGUGGAAGGAGCAGGUAGCAUUGCAGCUGCCACUGGCUUUGGCAAAAAGGAUCAGUUGGGCAAGAAUGAUGAAGGAGCCUCCCAGGAAGGAAUUCUGGAAGAUACACCUGUGGAGCCUGACAAUGAGGCUUAUGAAAUGCCUUCUGAGGAAGGGUAUCAGGACUACGGACCUGAAGCCUAAGAAAUAUCUUUGCUCCCAGUUUCCUGAGAUCUGCUGACAGAUGUUGCACCCCGUACAAGCGCUCAGUUCCAACGUGCCCAGUCAUGACAUUUUCUCAAAGUUUGCAGUGUGUUUUGAAGUCUUCCAUCAGCAGUGAUUGGAGUAUCUGUACCUGCCCCAACUCAGCAUUUCGGUGCUUGCCUCUCACCUAAUAUAUGAUAGCAGGGUCUCUGUGUGCUGUGGAUAUUGUGGCUUCAAAUCUAAAAUGUUAAAUUAAAUUAAAAACACCUAAGUGACUACCACUUAUUUCUAAAUCUUCACUAAUUUUUUGUUGCUGAUGUUGAAAAAUUGUGAGUGAUUUACUAUAAGAUUUUAAGGUAUCUUUUAAUGAUUCUAAAUAUAUUGAUGUAUUGUGAAAUUUAAUACAUAAAAUACUUAAAUACGUGAGCAUGAAACUAUGCACCUAUAAAUAUUAACUAUAAAAUGUUAGUUUUGUGAUGUGUUUUCUUAUCUUGUGCUUGUAUAUAAAUGGUGAAAAUUAAUAAAAUGUUCUCAUUACAAAAAUCUUAUUUUUAUCCCAUCUCACUUUAAUAAUAAAACCAUGCU